Molecule: messenger RNA, 1434 nt
Organism: Cladophialophora bantiana CBS 173.52
Lineage: Eukaryota; Fungi; Ascomycota; Eurotiomycetes; Chaetothyriales; Herpotrichiellaceae
Exons: 2
Coding region: 1-1434 (477 amino acids)
Source: RefSeq, a predicted model, not a curated record
AUGCCCACUUGCUCUGGAGCCGCUCAGGUGUUUGGCUGUCUGCCCGAGUUGCUCUUCAGAUCGCCCUCAUCAACGCAGACCUUGAGGGUGGUAGCGGUUGAUAUUGCCGCCAUCGACUCUAAGCCUGAUAUUCUUCACGUUCUACGUGUGAAACUAGCCAGACGAAAUGCCAAACUGGGAUCGUCUACCUUUGGCUUUGUCCAAAACACUGUCGAUACGACCUUAAACCUCAUAGAUGACAGCAUUCGACGUCAGUGGCCCGAGACCAUCAAGAGAGACACAAUUACCGUUCCACCAGUGCCUCUCUACAAAGUAUCGGAUCAACUGCUGUUGAAGAAUAGUCACUCUAUUUUGGACAACACUUGGGGCCGCUCUCAGAAAGCCUUUACUUACUCGAUCACCCCUUACACUCCUCCAUCAUCCGCUAGAGUGGUCUUAGCAGAGCGAAAACUGCCGGAAGCUUCAAUCUUCACACGCACGGAAGACAUACUCUUUUGUCUUGUCGACUUUGAGCUAUGGGUUGAGGAGUGCCUCAGCAGUUGGUUAGCUGCCAACAUGUCGACCUCAUCUGCAAGUUCUUCCCUCGCUGGACUGAUGCAGAAAUAUUAUGCUAUGGCCAAAAAGAAGUACCAGUCACGUGUAGAACAAAUGUCGGUUAUGCUUCUCACGCUGUUCGAGUUGUGGGUGGCACUGGACUCCAUUGUAAGUACCAUACAUCCGCUCCUAUACGCGUAUCCACCGGAAUUCUCCGUAGAGUUAUUUGAGCCACUUCUUCUCCGUAACAGAACGGAAUUGGAGAGACUUUCCAAAAUCGAACAUCACAUCAGAUCGCGACAGUCACGGUGCCCUUCGAACAAUCCUUCGCUCUCCGCCGACCCGUCACCGGAAUACUUUGCUGUUAGAUUUUAUGACCAAUCUUCUGACCUACAAAAUUCGCGCACCCGGGUCGAACAAGAUGCCCACCAAGCGUGGAGAGCCAAGUUCCAAAUGUGGGAACGGAAGAAGAGAGACUUUGACAUACUCAUGAAACAAGUUGAAGAAAUGGAAUGUGGCAUCUUCACCCCUCGAAGAGUGGACAGGCAUGGGAAGCAAUAUGUCGGAAGGCCCCGGCAUGACAAAUUUUGCCGCAAAUGUGCGAAGGAGAAGAGUGCUAAGAAUAUUGACAUAUCGAAGCACGAGUGGCCGCUCCCAGAAGACGAGACAAUGUGCAAAGCUGUCAUCUUUGAACUCGUCCCUCCCGAGUCGAUUGUCUCCUGGAGGGACGCUACAUUUUUCUUACUCCACGAUAUGGGCAGGGACAGAAACAUUACCGGGUUGCCUUCUAAGCAGGUAUUGCUAUCAUACGUGCCACUUGAGAAAUGCGUCCAGCGCAAAAAUAGACGUGUCACUCUCACGUCCUCGGUCAAGCCUGUGAUCCAGUUGCACUACCUCUGA